AUGUUAGAAGAUGGUUCCAUAGUUGUCCACUGGUAUGGUCCUGACGACUCUGCAAAUCCACAGAAUUGGACGACUGGUCAGAAACUGGUGCCGACGCUGAUCAUCGAUGCUUACACCUUCGCGGUCUACCUUGGCUCCUCGAUCAUCACUGGGAGUUACACCGGCAUAAUGCGUCAGUUCGACGUUUCUCAAUAA
Messenger RNA from Alternaria arborescens, 195 nucleotides. RefSeq lists its product as hypothetical. The record is from RefSeq and is a predicted model, not a curated record. The coding region runs from base 1 to 195 and encodes 64 amino acids. The transcript has a single exon. NCBI's taxonomy places the organism in Eukaryota, Fungi, Ascomycota, Dothideomycetes, Pleosporales, Pleosporaceae.